Molecule: messenger RNA, 2259 nt
Organism: Aureobasidium subglaciale EXF-2481
Lineage: Eukaryota; Fungi; Ascomycota; Dothideomycetes; Dothideales; Saccotheciaceae
Exons: 2
Coding region: 262-1824 (520 amino acids)
Source: RefSeq, a predicted model, not a curated record
CACAUUGCCUUUCAAAAUAGGCGAGACGACACUUCUUCGAGUGCUCCAUAUAUAUGUCUUGCUCCGCACGAAUACAGACCGACGGAUGGAUUCCGAGCAAACUGAAGACACCAUCUCUCAAGCUCGCUUCUACCAAGAUACGAUCGUAGGAUCCAACGCUCAUGAUCUUACAGAUGUUCAGGUAUAAAAGGAGCUCUGUUGUCGAAGCUUUUUCCUGAUGAUUCGCAGCGACAAACACUACUUGCUUGUAUCGAUGUAAAUAUGUUGUUCUUCGAGCAGGAUGCCAUGCGGUUACCGUGGUCAUCUCGUCCGACUUAUCCUGGUGAUGUCUCAACGCUUUCUGAAGACUACCUCGCUUGGUUCGAAGAGCUGCUUCCAGAGUAUCCAUGGGAUGCGUCACUAGUCCUCAAAUGUAUCAGUCUACUCCAACCCGAAAGCAGUUACUAUCGGGAUUGGUCGGUAAUCAUGGAUGCCACAGACCGCAGUCUGGGUGAAACGGCCUCAGUCGAUGCAAGGUUCUUCGCUCGUAUGUCGCUACUUGGAAGCCUCUGCGAGAUGGCCCUGGUCCGCCGAUGGAGUAAUCUAGAACUGACACGCGAUGGUCUGGGAGAUGAAGCCAACCACAUCAUAGUCGACACUGAAUCGGAAAGGCUGGUGGAGAUCAUUCAACGUAUCCUCGAGCAGCAUUCCAAGGUCAAAGACAUCACCGAGACUCGACCUUACAAGUAUCUUCAGUUGCUCGUCAUCGACCACGAACUCCUGCGCCAAAACCGGGUGGCAGACUCGCGGAAAAUUCUAAAUCAGGCGAUGCCCCGUCUUAAUACCAUAGAAAAAUAUGCUAUGGCGCCUGAGGUCCAAGACCACCAGCUGUACAUUGAGAUAUUGUACCACCACUAUAUCCUUACGGCGAAGAAGGAUAUGCGCAAAGUGAUGCUAAACAAGAUCGCAAAAUUCGCAUCACGCUUUGGUAGAACUCGAGAGAUCGCAAAUCUGCAAAGGUGUAUCAUCAGGGAUCGGGACUUAUCCCGCACACAGUUCCACCCGACGCACGCUCGUCUCAUAUGUAAGGUGAUUGGUUGUUUCGAGUCCAUCAGGGAUCGAUUACCUGGGCAUGAGAUUAGAUCGUCUUUCAGUGAUCGAAGCAUUUUUGAAAACAUACUCCAUAGUUUCGAAAAUAAUGAUAUUGAGGAGCCUCCGCCACCUGCGGAGCAAGCCAGAAUCGAGUUCAGACCCCAGGAUCAUCAACCUUUGUACAUGCCCCCUGCCUACCCUUUCUACCACAAUUCGACACGGGAUAUGCCAUCGCACUUACCACCACCUACAACGACACAGAAUUACGUAGAUAACUACUACAACUCGUCCGGGCCAUAUCAAAGCUUGGCGCCGACAACCUAUAAUCCGUUCUCGGGCACAUACGAGAAUCCAUCUCUUAGGUCAAUGUCGGCCGCACCACCAAUGCACGCACCUCCAUUAAUUGGGGAUGAACACCGUCACCCAGGCGGGUACAACUUUAGAGGCGGAGUAUUGCCAAGUGCUCAACCAACAAUGAGCCAAACACCGUAUCACUACACGGAUCCAUGGUCGGGUCCCAGGGGUGGAGUCAUGCCAAAGGCUCAACCAACAAUGAAUCAAACAUCGUAUCACCACUGGUCGGGACGCAGAACUCCAUCACCUCCAUCACGACCACCACACAAUGACUCAUGGCAUGUUGCUGGUGCGCAAGAAAAUUCUGAUGCCAUCAGUUCACCUGUGCGACCGAUGAGCAAAUCUCCGCCCGGUUCGCCACUAACGCCUAUUCAGGAGCGCCGCGAAAGUAGCGAUUGAGGAGCCGCACAUUAGUUACAGCUGGAGAUGAGGACAAAAGAGUGGCAAGGUAUCAUUAAGCAUCGAGUUGUAACAUAGCUUUCUCGUUCUCCUGCGAAUAAAAUCGUUGCCAGCAUAAUCUUAUAGCUGUACUAUGUUUCUUAUUUCAUCUGUCGGUGACUGUCUUGGCCCCUUACCCUUUCUCCAGAGGAUAAUCGGUAAAGUGAGCGGGACGAAUUCGAGCAUGCAUAGGGAAAUAAAGCUCGUCACUGAGAUCUCGGACUUGCUUUGCAGACCGUGCCGUGGCUGACAUCACUAGUACAGUCAUGCUUGACAAAAUAGAGACUUUGGGUUCUUUAGUGACCGAUUGAUAGCAGAAUUAUUGUACCCAAAUCCAGAGUGGAUGGAAAAGCACUCCAGAUAACGGCUCGUUUCGUCUCCUUCACCACUGCCUGA